AUGGUCAACCACUUCGUUGCUGAAUUCAAACGUAAGCACAAGAAGGAUCUUGCCACCAAUCCGCGUGCUCUCCGUCGUAUUCGUACUGCUUGUGAACGCGCUAAGAGGACUUUGUCUAGCUCUACUCAAGCGAGCAUUGAGAUUGACUCUCUCUUUGAUGGAAUCGACUUCUACACCAACAUCACGCGUGCACGUUUUGAAGAGCUUUGCGCCGAUUUGUUCCGCAGUACUAUGGAUCCAAUUCAUGACAUUGUUUUGGUUGGAGGAUCGACUAGAAUCCCAAAAGUCCAGAAGCUGUUGUCUGACUUCUUUUCUGGUAAAGAACUUAACAAGAGCAUCAACCACGACGAGGCUGUCGCCUAUGGAGCUGCUGUUCAGGCUGCAAUUUUGUCUGGCGAUAAGUCUGAGAAUGUUCAGGAUCUUCGUCUUUUGGACGUUGCCCCACUCUCAUUGGGUAUUGAAACUGCUGGUGGCGUCACGACUCCGUUAAUCAAGAGAAACACGACUAUUCCCACCAAGACUUCUCAAACGUUCACUACUUACUCUGACAACCAGCCUGGUGUUCUUAUUCAGGUCUAUGAAGGUGAACGUGCUAUGACUAAGGACAACAACUUGUUGGGCAAAUUCGAGUUGAGUGGAAUUCCUCCUGCUCCUCGUGGUGUUCCUCAAAUCGAAGUCGCCUUUGACAUUAACGCCAACGGAAUUUUGAAUGUUUUUGCCCAAGACAAGUCUACUGGAAAGCAAAACAAGGUCACCAUCACUAACGACAGGGGACGUCUUUCCAAAGAUGAGAUUGAGCGCAUGGUCCAAGAAGCUGAGAAAUAUCGUGGAGAGGAUGAAAUUCAGCGUGAUCGUGUUUCUGCAAAGAACGGACUUCAGUCUUACUGCUUUAACAUCAAGCAGACAAUGGAGGAUGAUAAGGUUUGA
Messenger RNA from Meloidogyne enterolobii, 927 nucleotides. The record is from the annotation of a GenBank genome assembly. Lineage: Eukaryota; Metazoa; Nematoda; Chromadorea; Rhabditida; Meloidogynidae.